Dama dama (fallow deer) is the source of this 384-nucleotide messenger RNA. RefSeq names its product X antigen family member 5-like. The transcript is spliced from 4 exons. The coding region runs from base 1 to 345 and encodes 114 amino acids. Lineage: Eukaryota; Metazoa; Chordata; Mammalia; Artiodactyla; Cervidae. The record is from RefSeq and is a predicted model, not a curated record.
AUGCGCAGUGUACCCCUUCCUGCGCAUGCGCCUCGGUGCACGUACGCCUUCCUGAGCGACCCGCAGCCCAGUGUUGAGCAACCUCAAGAAGAGGAACCACCAGCUGAGAUUCAGGAUAUCACACCUGAAAAGGAGGAAGUAACUGGAAAGGAUCCAGUGAAUCCUGAUGAAGAGAAGGAGAAGGAUGCCUCUGAAGAUUCUGUCCUGGAAACUGAUCUCCGGGAAUUGGCUGUGGCAAAGACUGGGGGUCAGGGUGGAGAUGGUCCUGAUGUCAAGGAGGAGAUUGCAUCAAAUAGAGAGCCUGUUGAAAUGCCAGAAGCAGGUGAAGGGCAACCAUUUCCUUGAAAGAAGAUAAACUGAAAUGAUCUAUGCUGUUCUUACGUU